AUGGAAAACAUUCAUGAGGAACCUGCUCAGAAGAAGCUUCGCGCAGAAGAGGAUGUUGCCGUAGAAAAUGUAGAUGAGACCCAAGUUGUUUCAGAUGAAGAAGACAGUUAUUCGGCUGAGGAUUUAGAAAAAGGCCAUGCCCUCAUUAAGGCUGUCAUUGCUGGUGACCUGGAUAAAGCGAAGGCUUUGGUAGAAGAUGGCGCAGACUUGUGCUUCCGCGAUGAACAAGGCCGUACUCCUCUUCACUUUGCUGCCGAGAAUGGUCACCUCGCAGUUGUAAACUGGCUAUUGAGUGAAAGACAUCCUUACAACCUUGUCGAUAAUGCUGAAGUAACUGCCGGUGAACUAGCCUUGAAGAACAAACACCUUGAAGUGUAUGAACGUCUAGUAGAUGAAGGUACCCGUGCGGAACUUGUUAUCCGUGCUCUUAAGGCCGCUUUCCAGACAGACGAUGAUGAAGCACCCAACGAUGAGUACCUUCACCAAAAAUUGCACUAUGACGAUAACAAGUUGCUGGACGAGAAUGACGAUGCAGUUAUGAUGGGUUGGGAAGGACCUCUUAUGGUGGAGCAUGCUAAGGUCAUGUGCCCUCGUGAAGGUUUAUCUGUUCUCAAUGUUGGAUUCGGUCUUGGCCUUAUUGAUACUGAGCUCCAGAAGUACAAGCCUGCUCAUCAUUACAUUAUCGAAGCUCACCCAGAUGUGUAUGCUCACAUGAAGGAACUUGGUUGGGAUAAGAAGGAAGGUGUUACUAUUCUCUUUGGACGUUGGCAGGAUAUGGUACCUACACUCACUCAUUCGUUUGAUGGUAUCUUUUUUGACACUUAUGGAGAGUUCUACGACGAUUUGCGAGCAUUCCAUGAUGCAGUGCCAAAUAUUCUGAACACAGAUGGUGUGUACACUUGGUUUAAUGGACUUGGAGCAACCAACCAGUUUUUCCACGAUGUUUACUGCCGUGUGUCUGAAAUUGAUCUUCGUGAAUUUGGCUUGAGCACCGAGUAUGUGGAGAUGUCAAUCGCAACUGCCGAUGAAAAGGGUGUUUGGGAUGGUGUGCGUCAAAGAUAUUGGGUACUUGAUACCUAUAAGCUUCCCAUCUGUAAAUUCUUAAACUAGAUCAAUCUCUCUGUACAUUAGGCUGUCAUUUACACAACAAUGCCAUUUAUUAUUGAUAUUUUCAUUCGUUCAAAAAAAAAACAAAAUUUAUGCAAUGAGUUCAACAACACCACCAGCAGCCUUAAUCUUCUCCUCAGCGCGACGGGAUACAAAGCGAGUGCGGACAAUGGCAGCCUGGGAAAUAUCACCCUUGGCAAGGACCUUGCCGUAACCGUGCUGGAGAGCAUCAAUAACGGGAACCUUCUCGGUGUUCUUGUACUUCUCACGGACACCUUCACCAGCCAAAGACCAGAGAGAGUCGAGGUUGACAAUAGGACGCCAGUACUGGUUCUGCUUCAAGUGGAAGUGACGCAUACCGACCUUACCGAAGUAACCAGGAUGGUACUUAUCCAUGUUGAUACGAUGAUGGUGCUGACCACCAGCAAGACCACGACCACCAGGAUGCUUUCUGUGCUUGCCAACGCGACCGUGACCGGCCGAGACGUGUCCGCGCUUCUUUCUGUUGUGGUGGAGUCUGGUAGGCAUCUUGAACUUGCAAGGUGC
Messenger RNA from Phycomyces blakesleeanus NRRL 1555(-), 1653 nucleotides. RefSeq lists its product as hypothetical. Gene Ontology annotation, molecular function: protein binding; protein arginine N5-methyltransferase activity. The transcript has 5 exons. The coding region runs from base 1 to 1110 and encodes 369 amino acids. Gene Ontology annotation, cellular component: nucleus; cytoplasm. NCBI's taxonomy places the organism in Eukaryota, Fungi, Mucoromycota, Mucoromycetes, Mucorales, Phycomycetaceae. The record is from RefSeq and is a predicted model, not a curated record. Gene Ontology annotation, biological process: peptidyl-arginine methylation.